Tympanuchus pallidicinctus (lesser prairie-chicken) is the source of this 6372-nucleotide messenger RNA. RefSeq names its product neuroligin 4 X-linked (gene NLGN4X). Gene Ontology annotation, molecular function: signaling receptor activity; neurexin family protein binding. The record is from RefSeq and is a predicted model, not a curated record. Gene Ontology annotation, biological process: presynaptic membrane assembly; modulation of chemical synaptic transmission; postsynaptic membrane assembly. Bases 943 to 3453 code for a protein of 836 amino acids. Gene Ontology annotation, cellular component: postsynaptic specialization membrane; cell surface; synapse. The transcript has 8 exons. NCBI's taxonomy places the organism in Eukaryota, Metazoa, Chordata, Aves, Galliformes, Phasianidae.
GACUGCGGAGAGCUAUUGGCUGCCGGCUUUGUAAAUUUCAUUCAGUUUGAUCCAAUAGCAGGAGGAGUGCGCCUGGUACAGCCUGGACCUCUCUCUCCCGCUCCCUCCCCGCUCGCCUUGCCUUGCAGAUCAGCCUCCCCGGCUCGGGCUCUGCAUAGGCAAUCACAGCCCCUGCUCGCAGACCCAACUCACCCUCUUGCACCGAUUGCAAUGAAUUUUAUGCCUGAAUGUAGGUCGCUGACAGCCGAGAGCACGAGUUUCCUGCGCAUCCAGUGCUGUUUUAUUUCCUGUUGAUAUUUUUAAUUUUUCUUCCCCUCCUCCUCCUCCCUCCCUCCCCCAAUUCAUGGUCACUGCAUUCCUUUGGAGAAGCAAAUCGCGUUGGAUUCCAAAAAGGAGAGCAGGAUCCUUGUGUGAUAACACCGGCUGCAUGACAUCCUGAGAGGAUUUCCUGAAGGAAUCUGGCUGUGUGAAAAAGCCCCUCCGCUUCUGCCUCUCUUCCAGCAUUAAGGCAACAUUUGUGCUGUAACUAAAAUGACGGCAUGCUGCCUCCUUUGGGGGGAUUCUGAAGGUUUCUCAAAGAUGCAACACAGUGGCUGAGUGGACUGGACUUCACUGGAGGGAGUCAUUUUGCUGGGGAAGUGGAGUAACCGUGGUACUUUUCUCACUCUAUUGGCUGGAACGUGCUGUGCAUUGUCAGGAUUAAGACGACACUCAAGACUGGGAUGGGCCUUGGGGACAAACACUCCCUGGUUUCUUUUGACUCUGGAAUUUGUCUAUAGCCAAUCAACUAAGUCACACAUCAGAUUUUGGUUUUUCGCUGCCUGAGAAAGGUUAUGCUAUUUUUGAAUAGUUUAUUAUUUUGUUAAUAAUUUUCAUUUUAUUUGACUCAUUUUUCUACUGCUCGUGGGAAAAAUAAGAGUCCUGCUGAUGUUGAUUUAAAUAAUGUCGAAACCAAUGGGACUCCUAUGGCUGCCUUUGAUCUUCACUCCAGUGUGUGUCAUGCUGAAUUCCAACUUCCUCCUAUGGAUAACUGCACUAGCUAUAAGAUUUACUCUUAUUGAUGGCCAAGCACAAUACCCAGUGGUUACCACAAAUUAUGGCAAAAUACGUGGUUUAAGAACACCUUUACCCAAUGAAAUCCUUGGUCCAGUGGAACAGUAUCUGGGUGUUCCUUAUGCCUCUCCUCCAACUGGGGAAAGGCGAUUUCAGCCCCCAGAGCCACCAUCAUCUUGGACAGGUGUCCGUAACGCCACACAAUUUGCUGCUGUCUGCCCACAGUACCUGGAUGAGAGGUCAUUGCUCAACGACAUGCUGCCAGUCUGGUUUACAGCCAAUCUGGAUACUGUGGUGACAUAUGUUCAAGAUCAAAAUGAAGACUGCCUGUAUUUGAAUAUCUAUGUGCCCACAGAAGAUGGAGCCAACACAAAGAAAAGCGCAGAUGAUAUAACCAGUAAUGAUCGUGGUGAAGAUGAAGACAUUCAUGAUCAGAACAGCAAGAAACCAGUUAUGGUCUACAUCCAUGGCGGAUCUUACAUGGAGGGUACUGGCAACAUGAUUGAUGGGAGCAUUCUUGCAAGUUAUGGAAAUGUCAUUGUUGUCACCCUCAAUUACAGGCUGGGCGUGUUAGGUUUUUUAAGUACUGGGGACCAAGCUGCAAAAGGCAAUUACGGAUUGCUUGACCAAAUCCAAGCUUUGCGUUGGAUUGAAGAAAAUAUUGGAUCUUUUGGAGGAGACCCAAAAAGAGUUACUAUUUUUGGAUCUGGGGCAGGAGCUUCCUGUGUCAGUCUUCUGACACUCUCUCACUAUUCAGAAGGUUUGUUCCAAAAGGCAAUCAUACAGAGUGGAACAGCCCUGUCCAGCUGGGCAGUGAACUAUCAGCCUGCCAAGUACACUCGGAUAUUGGCAGAUAAAGUCGGCUGCGACAUGCUGGAUACCACUGAUUUGGUUGAAUGCCUUCGGAAUAAGAACUACAAAGAACUCAUUCAACAGACCAUCACUCCAGCCACGUACCACAUUGCCUUUGGCCCUGUGAUAGAUGGAGAUGUGAUUCCAGAUGACCCUCAGAUUCUCAUGGAGCAAGGCGAAUUCCUUAACUAUGAUAUAAUGCUGGGUGUAAAUCAAGGCGAAGGUUUAAAAUUUGUGGAUGGCAUUGUAGACAAUGAAGAUGGUGUUUCUCCCAAUGAUUUUGACUUUUCUGUCUCCAAUUUUGUGGACAAUCUAUAUGGUUAUCCAGAAGGAAAAGAUACACUCCGAGAGACCAUUAAAUUCAUGUAUACGGACUGGGCAGACAAGGAAAACCCUGAAACAAGACGAAAGACCCUGGUAGCACUUUUUACUGACCACCAGUGGGUUGCUCCUGCUGUUGCCACUGCUGAUCUGCAUGCUCAGUAUGGAUCUCCAACGUAUUUCUAUGCAUUUUAUCACCACUGCCAAAGUGAAAUGAAACCAAGCUGGGCUGAUUCAGCUCAUGGUGAUGAAGUCCCGUAUGUGUUUGGCAUUCCUAUGAUUGGCCCAACAGAAUUGUUCAACUGUAACUUUUCCAAGAAUGAUGUCAUGCUCAGUGCAGUUGUUAUGACAUACUGGACAAACUUCGCCAAAACUGGAGAUCCAAACCAGCCUGUUCCACAAGACACAAAGUUCAUCCACACAAAACCAAACCGCUUUGAAGAAGUAGCCUGGUCCAAAUACAAUCCUAAAGAUCAGCUUUAUCUGCAUAUUGGCCUGAAACCACGAGUUCGUGAUCACUACCGAGCAACAAAAGUUGCUUUCUGGUUGGAGCUUGUGCCACACCUUCACAACCUGAAUGAAAUUUUUCAAUAUGUUUCCACAACAACUAAAGUACCCCCUCCUGACAUGACAUCAUUUCCUUAUGUCACCCGACGCUCUCCUGGUAAAUUGUGGCCAGCCACCAAACGCCCAGCAAUGACACCUGCCAACAAUCCCAAACAUUCAAAAGACACUCAUAAAACAGCUCCCGAGGAUACAACAGUUCUGAUAGAAAACAAGAGAGAUUACUCUACUGAGCUGAGCGUCACCAUUGCUGUGGGAGCAUCCUUGCUGUUCCUCAAUAUUUUAGCAUUUGCUGCAUUAUAUUACAAGAAAGACAAGCGGCGUCACGAGACUCACAGGCGCCCUAGCCCCCAGAGGAACACAACCAAUGAUAUCGCACACAUACAAAAUGAAGAGAUCAUGUCAUUGCAGAUGAAACAGCUGGAACAUGACCAUGAGUGUGAAUCACUGCAGGCCCAUGACACGCUGAGACUAACCUGUCCACCUGACUACACGCUUACUUUGAGAAGGUCUCCAGACGACAUUCCACUCAUGACUCCCAACACCAUAACCAUGAUCCCAAAUACAUUAACAGGAAUGCAGCCUUUGCAUACUUUCAACACCUUCAGUGGAGGACAAAACAGUACGAAUUUGCCCCAUGGACAUUCAACUACUAGGGUAUAGCUCAGCCCUUCCCCCUCACAAGCCACCUGGAAGAAAGAGAAAAAAAAAAAAAAAAAAGAAAAGAAGAGGAAAAAGUUAUAAUACCAUUCAUUGAACACCUUGUCCAAAUCUUAAGUAAAAACAAGUAAAAGAGAAGGACAGACAUUAUUUUCUUACUGUUCCUUCCCAAAGAAACUCUCUGAUGUUAAAGAUCAACUAUAAACCCUGUGAAAUGUGAAAAGUGUAUAUUGCUGUUACAAUACUGCUUUAAGAUCUCAACCCCUUUAAUUGAAAGUUGAGGCCAGAAGAAGUCACUUAAAAUGAUGUUUUGAGCAUAUCGAGCAAAGCAGACUCUUCUGGAACACAGAGCCACUGACUGUACAGAUGUUUUGGUUUUGGUUUUUUGGUUUUGGUUUUGUCUUUGGUUUUGGUUUUGUUUUUUUUGUUUGGUUUCUUUUUAAUAAAUAAAAAAAAUCUUUAUGUGCCAUACGAUGAAUGGCCCUUGUUGAAACAAAGACAUCAUCAUGGGCUUUUACCCAGCAUAUGAAGCUGUAAUCCAGAUGGGGGAAAUAGAAUUUUAUUAUUAAUAACAAAAAUGGAAAAAAAAAAAAAAGAGGAGGACUGACUAUGCAGUAAAAUACGUAUAGUUCUGUGCACAGAGGUGACUUGCCAGCCUGAACUAUAUUUAAAGAAACUUUGUAAAAAUGUACAUAGAUGUGCGUUUAAAAACAACUACAAAAAAAAAAAAAAAAAAAAAAAAAAAAGCUUUUAUUGAUGUUUUCAGUUUGAAAAGAGCUUUUAGAAAGGUUGUGCAUUCAGUUGUGACCUAUGUGUAUAUACAUUAGUCAUAUCACCUCUCUUUCCUCCAAGGCCAAAGGAGGAUUUUCUUCUUAAUUACUAGUGGUAAACAAAAGACAUGAGGUUUUUCUAACAUUUCAUUUAUAUGAGGCCAUGGUGUCAUGCAGAGGAUAAAGUUGUCUGUGUGACCUGCAUAUUUUCUCUUACAGGUUACACUAGUGCAUGUUAAAGUAUUCAUAGGAGAUUGCUGUUCUUUUCUGAAACAUUUUUUUUUUAAUAAUUUAAUUUUGUGUUAGCUUUUGUUAAAUUGCAACACAGCAAUGGAUAUGAAAAUGGAAAAUAAUACAAAACAAACAAACAAACAAAAAACAAUUACUAUAUCAUAAGCUUAUUGAAUGAAGAGACAUCCAGUAGUAUAUGUUCAAAAGUCCAGUUUGUAGUUCUUGGUUAUUGAGAUAAAUGAGGAAGAGUCUCGUGCCCUGACAAUAGCAACAAAAGACCCUGUUUAUGUUAGCAUUUUCUGAGCAAACAUAGCUCUAUAUUCACCAGCAGUUGCAGAGGGAUCUCAGAUGAGAAAAUACCUCCUCAGCUUUGCUAAACUAAAGAAAAAGUGAAAUUUGAAAGAACUUCUCUGCCCAGUAUUCUGUUUUGCACUUGAGGAAAGAAUUUCCUGUCAGAACAUACUUUGCUGCUUUAUUACACAGCAGUGCCAUUGUUAAUGAAAAUUACGGAAAUAGAAGCAAAGUCAUCAGAUGUUAUGCAUCUGAAUGUAAUUUCAAAUUCUAGAUAAUAUUAUUGUCAGGAAAGUCAAAACUCCUGGCUGAUUAUUCCCUUCUUCACCUGGAAGAGCCUUGCAGUGCUAUCAAACAAGGAACUUAGCAAUUUGAUUCAAACAACUGAAUUGAAUGUGAAAAGCUAAAAAUAAGUUCUCGCAGAUGAAGAUUGCUUUGCAUUUUGUCUUAGAAAUUUACUGCGUCAUCAAGAGAUCGUAACCAAAGAUAUUUGAACAAAAUUGGUCUGCACUUGAACAUGGUUAUCCCAGAGGUAUUUUGUAUUAUAAAUUCAUGACUAAGCUGCAUCAAUACCAUAUGUCCCAUAGUAAUCUAACACAGGAUGCCUUGUACCUCUUUUUGUUUUCAAUACUUCUUCUUUCUUUUUUUUUUUCUUUUUUUUUUUUUUUUAAUAAGACAUCUUGGAAUAGUCCUUCUGGUGAAUAAAGGUGACAAAAUGAUUCACUGAAGUCAAUACAACUCCUUGUUAUAGCAUGCAGUAAAGCAGAUUCUGAAGGAAAGAAAUAAAAGGAAAGUUAAUUAUUCAACAAAAAAUACAACAUGUGGCUGAUAUAAUCCCUUACCUGUAAUAAAUGUACCAUUACCUGACCUGGAUGCUCAGGUUGGAAUACGAUGAAGUAACAAGCCCAAAGUACAAGUCGUAGCAAAUGGAAAACUGCCUUUUUCACUGAUCCAUCACAUAAUAUUGAUUAAUGCUUACUCUAGACCCAUUCCAUUUCCACCACCUAUGUGAUGCCUCAGCUGAGAUGAAGCAGUUCAUAUCUCUUAAAAUAAUAAUAUAAAAAAAAGAAAAAAAAAAAAGAAAAAAAAGAAAAGAAAAUAGUUAAAAAAAAAAGAAAAAAGAAAAAAGGUAUUGAUGCUUGGCAUCAUAAUCAGUUGGGUAUGUUUGUAAUGUGAAUUACAGUAUUUGUUUAGUACUUCCAAUUGUCUUCUGCUAGCAAUAUGUACAGUACUGUGUCAGGCUUGUGACAUUUGGGUUAAAAAAAAAAAGUUCCUGUAAGUGAAUGAUUUUAGCUUUUAAAAGUAAUUGCAAUCAAGUUGAUUUAAUAAUUCAGUACAUCUGGAUUGACAUAUGAUUUAUAGAGGGAACAGAUUUAUAGGGUCUUAUUAGAAUUCUAUAAUAAUAAUAACAAAAUAUACUUUGAAAACUGUAAAAGAAAAACAAAAGUACUUUCCCAGGCUUAUAUUCUUGACCUUACAAGGCACGCAGGGUUUAAUGGUUUCUUCUGUUAUUGUUUUGCGAUCUUUUGUUUUUUUGCCUUAAGUAAUGAUAGAAGAUAUAUAUGGCUGGACACAUAUGUAUAAACUUUUCAGCAGCAUUUUUAAUAAUAAAUAUCACAGUAUUUUCUAA